CACCCCACUUGUAUAAAAAGCUUUCCAUUGUCUGGAGCAGCUGCUGUUUGACUCAACAGAUCAGCAGACAUACGUUCAAAGGUGUUUGAUUUUGUAAUUAUAGGUUAACUGAGGAUCUUCACAGAGACGCAGCAAUGAAUCCCAAAGGGGAUAAGCCGAAGUCGAAGAUUUCGGCUUCCCGCAAGCUCUCCCUUAAAAUGCUGCUCCUCCAAAGAGCGUGUGAGGAUCUGGAGAAGGAGACACAGGAUCGGGAAGAAGAGAAAGGACGCUACCUGAAGGAAAAGGUACCUGCUCUGCAGCUGUCUGGUUUGUCACUAGAUGAGCUCCAGAAACUGUGCAAACAGCUUCAUGAAAAAAUUGACAUUGUGGAUGAAGAGAGGUAUGACUGUGAACAUAAAGUCAGCAAACACAACAAAGAUAUCCACGAACUGAAGCUGAAAGUCCAAGAUCUUGGAGGCAAGUUUAAAAAACCUGCCCUUAGGAAGGUGAGGGUCUCAGCAGAUGAGAUGAUGAGAGCACUGCUGGGCUCCAAACAUAAGGGCUCAAUGGAUCUCAGAGCCAAUCUUAAAUCUGUGAAAAAGGAGGAUGUCAAGCAGGACAAGGUGCUUACCACCGAAGUGGGUGACUGGCGUAAGAAUGUGGAAGCCAUGUCGGGCAUGGAGGGCCGCAAGAAGAUGUUCGAUACCGGCGGUGGAGUGCAGUGAGAUGCUUCAGCCAAUCAGGACAGUCACCUAAAAGCAGAAACAAUAUGUUGUACUUCCCUAAAGACUAACCGGCAUUUUCAGUUUUUUUUCAAUACAAUCCCUCAAAGCAUGAGUAUUCUAACAUGGGUAGAGAUCCAGUAUUUCUUUUUAUUUUUGUUAUGAUACUUGGCAAGCAAUGGGAAACAAAGGAGAGAUGAUGAAAUAAAACAAGAAAUAAAUAAGGAGGGCUAAAGACAGGUGUUCCUUAGAUGCAUCAAGCUUAAAUAGACUUCAGAGACAUGGCAUCUAUGUUUGUCAUAGUUAACUUCGCAAACAAAAUAACGUUUAAAAAUCCUUUCAGGGUUCAUGAAUUUUGGUUUGGGAGGGAUAAGAGAAAUUUUGACUUGAUGUGAAAAAAAAUGUAUCAUUGUUACCUUAAGCUUUGCUGGCAUUCCUGUGCUUCCUGUGUUAUGGGAUUAAGUGACAUUUAUACCCAGGAGUGUCAUUUGAAGUAUGACAGUAACACCAACAAUAGCCUCAUGUUCCUGGCAAAGGUAACCUCAAAUGUUGUGCUGCAUGCUUUUGUGGGUGAGAUGUGAAGCAGUCUGUGUUUAAGCAGCUGAAAAUGUUUUAUCUGGCAUAAAGUCACUAGCAAAAUUAUUAAUACUCCUUGAACAUUUGCACAUUGUGUCACGUAGUAAAUACAAACCUUGAUAUAUUUAAUUGGGAUUUUUUUUUAUGAUAGACCAACAACAACAAGAGCAUAAUUGUGAAGUGGAAAAAAAAGUAACAUGGUUAUCAAAGGUUUUUGCAAAUAAAAAUCUAAAAAAAAGUGUGGUGUGCAUAUAUUUUCAGUCCCUUUAUCGCCCCACAUAUUCGGCAGUGCAAACAAUACCUGUUUGUCUUUAGGUGGCAGUCCUGGUGGAUACAUAUCUCCAAUGACUUGCAAGAAUAUUAAGGUCUACAAUUUGACAUUGAUGUUGUCCAAUAAUUGUGGGUUGCAGUACAGUAAUAUUUUUGUAAAUACAGUAAGUACAGCAAAGCAAAUGUUUUACGAUUAGAAAUGAUACAUUUAUAUUUGAAUCAAAUAUAAACAAGCCAUACCCUUCUCAAUAAUCAACAGGAAAUCCUUUACCAAAUAAUACUGCAUAAUACAUAAUUGCUUUUUGCAUAUCUCCACUGGCAUCCUUGACCAUUCAUCUUUUUUAAUGUGCUCAACGUUUUUGAGGAUGGAAAUCCCUCCACAGAUUCAAGUCUGGAAUCUGGUCUGGCCUCUCCAAAAAUGUUUACAAUUUUGUCGGCAAACCAGUUUUUCAGCACUAAAUGUAAAUGUUUGAACUCAUUCUCAUGUUAAAAUGUCCAUCGUUGUCCAACAUCCACUUUUUCUGCAGACUGCCUGAUGUUGUCAUUGGCUGUCUUGAUGUAGUCCCCUUUUUUCAUGAUCCCAUUUAGUUUUGUUAGGUUUGCUGUCCCUCUGGCUGAAAAGCAACCUUAAGCAUUAUGCAGUACAACCAUGCUAGACUGUUGGGAUAGUGUUCUUGGGGUUGACUGCGUCUCCUUUUUUAAAAAUGAAGACUAAAUUAUUGUGGUCAAACAAUGUAUUUCUUGUUUUAUCUGCCCACUGAAGAGAAAAUCAGACGUAUUCUUGUUUGAUAGAGGAAAUUUAGAAACUUGAGUGUGGAUGGACAGUUCAGACUUCCAAGAGACAAUUAUCAAUACUUAUUUUUGGUUAUGAAGCAUUAAACAAACUAAAAUGAAAGAUUA
Girardinichthys multiradiatus is the source of this 2447-nucleotide messenger RNA. Its product is annotated as troponin I, slow skeletal muscle-like. Gene Ontology annotation, biological process: muscle contraction. Gene Ontology annotation, cellular component: troponin complex. The coding region runs from base 135 to 704 and encodes 189 amino acids. The transcript is spliced from 8 exons. The record is from RefSeq and is a predicted model, not a curated record. NCBI's taxonomy places the organism in Eukaryota, Metazoa, Chordata, Actinopteri, Cyprinodontiformes, Goodeidae.